Mus caroli (Ryukyu mouse) is the source of this 3219-nucleotide messenger RNA. RefSeq names its product SH3 domain binding protein 2 (gene Sh3bp2). The record is from RefSeq and is a predicted model, not a curated record. Gene Ontology annotation, biological process: signal transduction. Gene Ontology annotation, molecular function: SH3 domain binding. NCBI's taxonomy places the organism in Eukaryota, Metazoa, Chordata, Mammalia, Rodentia, Muridae.
GCCACACAGCUGGCCCCAGAGCUGAGUAACCACAGUGGCCAAAACCCAGCAGGCUGCUGAAGUACUGCGCUGAGCCCCAAGUGGCUUUUAGGACCUUGUUGUGGGGAAGUUAGAAAACGCCUUCUCCUUGGGACUGCCCAGUAACAGGAAGUCCCAAACAGGGAGGAAACCCUGUUGGCCCCAGCUUCCCCCACCCCGUGAAGCCUACUGCACUGCUCUGCAGACUCAGCAGUGCUGGGAACAGCCAGGGGCCUUGAGGAUCUCAUGUCUGGGGGAUGCAGGUUGCAGUCCCUCCUCAUAGCCCCUGGGCCGAAUAGCCUUUCCGGAUUUAAGGACACCUGUCCCCAGCAGGUCACAGGAAGUUGUACCAUGUGUUGGGUCAGUGCCAUGAGCUUCAUGGCGGCUGAGGAGAUGCACUGGCCUGUCCCCAUGAAGGCCAUUGGUGCCCAGAAUUUGCUGACCAUGCCUGGUGGUGUGGCCAAGGCUGGUUAUCUGCAUAAGAAGGGUGGCACCCAACUGCAGCUGCUCAAAUGGCCCCUCCGCUUUGUGAUCAUCCACAAGCGCUGCAUCUACUACUUCAAGAGCAGCACAUCGGCCUCCCCGCAGGGCGCCUUCUCACUGAGUGGCUACAACAGAGUGAUGCGAGCAGCUGAGGAGACCACGUCCAACAAUGUCUUCCCAUUCAAGAUCAUUCACAUCAGCAAGAAGCACCGAACAUGGUUCUUCUCAGCGUCCUCUGAGGAUGAGCGCAAGAGCUGGAUGGCCUUGCUACGCAGGGAAAUUGGCCACUUCCAUGAGAAGAAGGAACUACCUCUAGACACCAGCGACUCUAGCUCAGACACGGACAGCUUCUAUGGUGCAGUUGAGCGACCUAUAGAUAUCAGCCUGUCUUCGUAUCCCAUGGACAAUGAAGAUUACGAACAUGAAGAUGAGGACGACUCGUACCUGGAGCCUGAUUCCCCGGGGCCCAUGAAGCUUGAAGAUGCCCUGACCUAUCCACCAGCCUACCCACCACCCCCUGUGCCUGUACCUCGGAAGCCAGCCUUCUCUGACUUGCCCCGUGCCCACUCGUUCACCUCUAAAAGUCCAAGUCCCUUACUGCCACCCCCACCUCCUAAGCGAGGCCUUCCAGACACUGGCCCUGCCCCUGAGGAUGCUAAGGACGCAUUGGGCCUGAGGCGAGUAGAGCCUGGCCUCAGGGUGCCUGCCACCCCUCGGAGGAUGAGUGAUCCCCCAAUGAGCAAUGUACCCUCCGUGCCCAACCUCCGGAAACAUCCUUGCUUCAGGGACAGUGUGAAUCCCGGCCUAGAACCCUGGACCCCUGGCCAUGGGACUAGCUCUGUCUCCAGCUCUACCACCAUGGCCGUUGCCACCUCUAGGAACUGUGACAAACUCAAGUCAUUCCACCUGUCUUCUCGAGGGCCACCCACAUCUGAGCCCCCACCCGUGCCUGCUAAUAAGCCCAAGUUCCUGAAGAUAGCUGAAGAACCUUCCCCGAGGGAGGCAGCCAAGUCUGCACCUGUGCCCCCUGUGGCCCCCAGGCCUCCUGUGCAGAAGACGCCCAUGCCUGAGGCUACUGUUCGGCCUGCAGUGCUGCCUAGACCGGAGAACACACCUCUUCCUCACCUCCAGCGAUCCCCCCCUGAUGGACAGAGUUUCAGGGGCUUCUCCUUUGAAAAGGCCCGCCAGCCCUCACAGGCUGACACUGGCGAGGAGGACUCCGAUGAAGACUAUGAGAAGGUGCCGCUGCCUAACUCAGUGUUUGUCAACACCACAGAGUCCUGCGAGGUGGAAAGGUUGUUCAAAGCUACGAACCCCCGUGGAGAGCCUCAGGAUGGGCUGUAUUGCAUUCGGAACUCCUCUACCAAGUCAGGGAAGGUUUUGGUCGUGUGGGAUGAAUCUUCUAACAAAGUGAGGAAUUAUCGCAUCUUUGAAAAGGAUUCUAAGUUCUACCUGGAAGGUGAGGUUCUGUUUGCCAGUGUGGGCAGCAUGGUGGAGCACUACCACACCCAUGUGCUGCCCAGCCAUCAGAGCCUGUUGCUGCGGCACCCAUACGGCUACACUGGGCCCAGGUGACAUCCAUUCCACACAGCUGUUGGGUGGAAGCAGCCCCGGAGCCACAGCUCUGCCACAAAGAUGGAGACCAGCUGCAUGGGAAGAUGAACAGGAAUGGGCUUGACGUCAGACCUCAUCGACAUGACACCUAGCUGCAGUGAGCAGGCUGGGUUCCAGCUGGAGCAGGCCACAACUACUAAAGGACUGGCUGGAUGACUUGGCCCAUCCAGCCAUUCCAUGACCCAUCUCUCAAGAACCCAGGUCUGGUGACUAAGUGCUGCCUGGGCUUCGACGGCACAUGAUCAGGUCCCUAUAGCAUACCUACUCUGUAGUGGGCUGGGACCAAGCAAGGCUGGGUUACUUGAAGCCUUGUUCUAGGACCCAUAGGAAUGCUAAGACAUAGGAAUGCUCUAGGAGGGACCAUUGCCUCUCAAUAAAUCAGAGAUGACCUUUGUCUCAAUGACCAGGGUUUGAUUGGCACAGAGUGGGUAGCAAGCUUUACUGAGCACCACCAAUGUCCAGGUAGAGAGCUACUGAGAGCAGCCCUAAUGUGUGGUCUUUAGUGUUCCAGGGCACAGGCUGCUGAGUGACCUCACUGGGAGAGAGAGCUAAAUAAUGGAUCAGGAUCCACCUGGAUCUGUCAAUCUUGGCUGGAGCCUCAACUUGAAAGCCCCAAUUAGCAAUUAUUGAGCGACUGUGUAACUGGCCUGGUACUAGGGCUGGUUGUUGGCUGUGAACAGCCCCUAGUCCAGCUUGGCCAAGCUUACUCUAGAGCAGGUCAGUGAGUAUCAGGUGCUGCUGGAGGUGCUGUGGUCUGGGAAGCCACACGGGGGGGCUGGGAGCUUGGAAUCCAGUGUAUGUGGGGGCAGGGGAGGGAUGGGAGGUCGGGGAGGUUCCAGGAAGACUUCUUACAGAUGACCUGGCCAGAGUGAAGUGGGACAGGCCAAGGAUGGGUGGGGACAGUGGCAUCCACGUACCCCCAAGUAGUUUGGUGAUUCCAAAUUGUCGAGGCCACACCCCUGGCACAGCCGUCUAGACUGGACUUUUUCUGUGAAAAUAAAUUCAUUUGGAGGUCAGGGCAGCCAGAGACCUUGGCACCAUCUGACUUCAUUGCACUUUAUGUUGGAAAAUAAAGGUUUUUUAAAAUUUUAUUAUUUUUAUGCA